AUGGCCCUGGACACUGGGGAUACUAACACACAGCUAUGGGACUUGUGGCACGAGGGGACAGGUGGCAGGUCCUUGUCCUCACCUGGCUGGGGCGUCCCGGGACAUAACACCCAUGACCUCUCACCCCAACAUUCUUGGCUUCUGGAAUCUUCUCCAGCUACCUUUUCCAGAAGCUCCGGGUUCACGGCAUGGAAAGCGGCUCUGCCUCUGGUCCUCGUGGCAGUGGGACUCCUGACAGCUGGAGGCCUCUGUAUCUUCUGGAAACGUCAAAGGGAAAAGAACAAAAGACGGCUGGAAGAAGACAGGGAGCGAAGAGAAGAGAAGCAGCAGCCGCCCGCCGGCAGCGAUGAGACGGAGCCAUGGCGCGUGAGCCCGAAGCUGGACCCGGACACCGCGAGCCCCAAGCUCAGCCUGUCCGAGGAUGGGAGAAGCGUGUGGCGGCUGCUGUUCCCGCAGGACCUGCCCCCUGGCCCCGAGAGGUUCGAGCCGGAGCCCUGCGUCCUGGGCCGGGAGCGCUUCUGGACGGGGAGACACCGCUGGGAGGUGGAGGUGGGCGGCAGGCAGGCCUGGGUGCUCGGCGUGUGUGUGGAGGGCUUGCCGAGGAAGGGCAGGGUCCCCAAGGCUCCGCGGCACGGAGUCUGGGCGCUGGAGCUGUACCGGGGGCGCUGCCGGGCCCUGUCCUUCCCCAGGACACGCCUCCAGCUGGCCCAGCCCCUCCGGCGGGUGGCCGUCACCCUGGACUGCCACGCCAGCAGCAUCUCCUUCCACAGUGGGGCGGACGGCUCCCUGCUCUACACAUUCUCUGGACUUGCCCCUGGGCCCCUGCGGCCAUUCUUCUGCCUCUGGACCCACGACUCCUGUCCCCUGAUCAUCUGCCCGGUGGGCCGAGAGACCCGGAAAGAUUCCGCCGACUCCGGAGACCUCUGGCUUUCCCCGGGAAACUCCAGUGGGGGAGACACCACGUCCCCCAUAGACAAGGACACUCCCCGGGCGAGGCUCACAUUCUCACCCAGCCCUGUCCAGCUCCGGGAGGAACGUCCAGCCCCUAAAUCUCAGCAGGACUGUGUCUGAGGGCGUGGCUCAGGGCCGCAAUCCCCCGUCCCAGCUCCAUCCUUCUCCUGUAAAAUGAUGGCACUAUGGUAAGCACUGAAUCACGCCCCUUCCUAGGUUGACGUCCUAACCCCUUGACCUCCGAAUGUGGCUGUUUGGAGAUAAAGCCUUUAGAGAAGGAAGUGAGGUCAAAGAGGUCAUGAUGUGGGCCCCAAUCCCAUAGGGCUGGUGUCUCCAUAGAAGGGAGGUCAAGUCACAGGCACAGAGGCAUGGCCCUGAGAGGGUCUGAGAAGCCCAGGAGAGAGGCUGAGGAGGAAAUGGCCCUGCCAACCGACGCCUUGGCUCGGCCACCGGCCUCCAGGACUGGAGACGGUCCGUGUCCGCCUUUAGGCCAGGCCUGUGGUCCUUUGUUACAGAGGCCCAGGCAGAUUAAUAAUAAAGAGUAGUCAGUACACCCCUGGGCUCCUCUGUGACAGGCAGAACUUGGGGCACGUGCAGAACCAGCAGCCCAGGGCCCUCAUGCUGCUCCAUAAACAGCAGCCCUCCUCCUCCUCCUCCUCCUCCUUUCUCUC
Molecule: messenger RNA, 1622 nt
Organism: Cebus imitator (Panamanian white-faced capuchin)
Lineage: Eukaryota; Metazoa; Chordata; Mammalia; Primates; Cebidae
Product: butyrophilin subfamily 1 member A1-like
Exons: 3
Coding region: 1-1071 (356 amino acids)
Molecular function (GO): protein binding
Source: RefSeq, a predicted model, not a curated record